This is a messenger RNA of Vidua macroura (Pin-tailed whydah), 4865 nucleotides long. RefSeq names its product kinesin family member 3B (gene KIF3B). Gene Ontology annotation, biological process: microtubule-based movement. Gene Ontology annotation, molecular function: microtubule motor activity; ATP binding; microtubule binding. The record is from RefSeq and is a predicted model, not a curated record. Bases 257 to 2479 code for a protein of 740 amino acids. The transcript is spliced from 9 exons. Lineage: Eukaryota; Metazoa; Chordata; Aves; Passeriformes; Viduidae.
UUCCUUUUCCAUCCAGUAGCUCUAGCCCUGCAGUUCUCUGCCACCUUGUUGGAGAAGCUCUCCUGAGACAUGCAAUUAUCAAGUGAAAAAACAAUUAGACAAAAAUUCCUGUUUCCUGCUGAUCCAGCUGGGAAGGGAACAGUGAACACAUUCCAAGGAGGCCACACCUGAACCUGUGCCAGCACUACCUGGACUUCCCUGUUUGUAGCACGGGAUCAUCCAUCAAUAGGAUCACACCAGGCACAGCCCCGCCGUCAUGUCCAAGUCAAAGAGCUCCGAGUCCGUGCGGGUGGUCGUGCGCUGCCGGCCCAUGAACAGCAAAGAGCAAACUGCUUCCUAUGAAAAGGUUGUCAAUGUGGAUGUCAAGUUAGGGCAGGUCUCAGUGAAGAAUCCACGGGGAUCAUCUCAUGAACUGCCUAAAACAUUCACCUUUGAUGCUGUGUAUGACUGGAAUUCCAAACAGGUCGAACUCUACGAUGAGACCUUCAGACCUCUCGUGGACUCUGUUCUGCAAGGGUUUAAUGGGACAAUCUUUGCCUAUGGGCAGACUGGGACAGGGAAAACAUAUACGAUGGAAGGGGUGCGUGGUGAUCCCGAAAAGAGAGGGGUCAUCCCCAAUUCAUUCGACCACAUCUUCACCCACAUCUCUAGAUCUCAAAAUCAGCAAUACUUAGUUAGAGCGUCUUAUUUGGAAAUAUACCAAGAAGAAAUCAGAGACUUGUUAUCAAAGGAUCAGUCCAAGCGGCUGGAGUUGAAGGAGAGACCAGACACAGGGGUUUUUGUUAAGGAUCUGACCACCAUUGUUACGAAAAGUGUCAAAGAGAUAGAGCACAUCAUGAAUUUGGGAAACCAGAACCGCUCCGUUGGUGCCACCAACAUGAACGAGCACAGCUCUCGAUCUCACGCCAUUUUCCAGAUCACUAUCGAGUGCAGCGAGUUGGGACUGGAUGGAGAGAACCACAUCCGUGUUGGGAAGCUCAACCUGGUCGACCUGGCAGGCAGCGAGCGGCAAGCAAAGACUGGAGCACAGGGGGAAAGGCUGAAGGAAGCCACUAAAAUCAAUCUGUCCCUCUCAGCUUUGGGCAAUGUUAUCUCUGCCCUGGUAGAUGGCAAAAGCACGCACAUACCCUACCGGGACUCCAAGCUGACCAGGCUACUUCAGGACUCAUUAGGUGGCAAUGCCAAAACUGUGAUGGUGGCCAAUAUAGGCCCUGCCUCUUACAAUGUAGAGGAGACCCUGACCACACUGAGAUAUGCCAACCGUGCCAAAAACAUCAAGAACAAGCCACAAGUGAAUGAGGAUCCUAAGGAGGCUCUGCUGCGGGAAUUCCAGGAAGAGAUUGCUCGACUCAAGGCACAGUUGGAAAAACGGUCUAUUGGCAAAAGAAGGAGGAGGGAAAGGAGGAGGGAGGGUGGGGAAGAGGAGGAGGACACUGAAGAGGGUGAGGAUGAAGGAGAUGACAAAGAUGACUAUUGGAGGGAGCAGCAAGAAAAGUUGGAGAUUGAGAAGAAAGCUAUAGUCGAGGAUCACAGCUUGGUAGCAGAAGAAAAGAUGAGGCUGCUGAAAGAGAAGGAGAAGAAAAUGGAGGACCUGAAGCGAGAGAAAGAAGCAACAGAGAUGCUGAGUGCUAAAAUCAAGACAAUGGAAAGCAAGCUGCUGGUGGGAGGGAAAAAUAUUGUGGAUCAUACAAAUGAACAGCAGAAAAUCCUGGAACAGAAACGACAGGAAAUUGCAGAACAGAAACGUCGAGAGCGAGAAAUCCAGCAACAGAUGGAAAGUCAGGAUGAGGAAACACUAGAACUGAAGGAGACCUACAGUUCUCUUCAGCAAGAGGUGGACAUAAAGACCAAAAAACUCAAAAAGUUAUUUUCCAAGCUGCAAGCUGUGAAGGCAGAGAUCCAUGAUCUCCAAGAAGAGCACAUCAAGGGGCGCCAGGAAAUGGAACAGACCCAGAAUGAACUCACCAGGGAACUAAAGCUAAAGCACCUGAUUAUUGAAAACUUUAUUCCCUUGGAAGAAAAGAAUAAGAUCAUGAACAGAUCAUUCCUUGAUGAAGAGGAAGACAACUGGAAACUACAUCCCAUAACCCGUCUGGAUAACCAGCAGAUGAUGAAAAGACCAGUGUCUGCUGUGGGGUACAAAAGGCCCCUGAGCCAACACGCCAGGACGUCCAUGAUGAAUCACACAGCAGCUCGGUACAGGGCAGAGAACAUCGUGUUACUGGAAAUGGACGUGCCCAGCCGGACGACGAGGAACUAUGAGGGUCCAGCCAUCGCUCCCAAGGUUCAGGCAGCUCUGGAAGCAGCUCUGCAGGAUGAAGAUGAGAUUCAAGUGGACGCCUCAACUUUUGAGAGCUCUUCAAAUAAAAAAUCAAAACCCAGACCGAAAACUGGAAGGAAAUCGGUGGGAUCCGCAUCAGGAUCAGGCACCCCCAGUUCUCAGCUCUACCCACAGUCACGAGGGCUGGUUCCAAAAUAAAACCAGCAAUGGCUCUCCAGGGAGGGAACAGCCUUUACCUUCUGGGAGCAGAGACAAGGACAAACCUGCAGAGAGAGCUCCUGGCCAGCCUCCAGCCCCUUUCCCUGGAGAUGGCUUUGUUGCUGUUUAACUGACUCGGGCCAGUCCAGGGGCACUGAGCCAUGGGAAGAUCCAUGCUUGCAAUUCAGCAUUUGGCCUCUGUGGGAAAUGGAUUUUAGUUAGGAAAUCAAAAAUGCAUGAGGUACGUUACAGUGUGUUAGGAGCAAUGGGAAGCAUGGGGAUCACCUCACAGCGUCACCGUCCUCCUCCUGCACCAGCCCUUCCGCUGCACGGCGCUUUUUGGCUGUUGGGCACUAAGAAGACAGAGUUGAAAGUCAUCUCCACAGAACCAUCACUCUGCAGCUCCACAGUGAGAACCAAAAGAGGCUAAAAAGCAGAGGAUCUGUUCAAACUCGACAAGGUGUAAGGUUCUUCCUCUUCCUGCUUGAGAGACUGGCAUCACCACCUGGGGUUCAGGCAUUGGCCUGAACAGGCAGGAUGGCAGUGGCCAGCGUGUCCUCACCACCACACAGCUGUGCCUCCCCAAAGGGCUGUAGAACAGAAAAGGGUCUCAAAACAGCUCUGUGGUCUCUAGAAAGGAAGCAGUAGAAUCUGAAGUCCUUUCUUUGUUUACAGGCAUAAGUGAGAGCUCCUCUAAGCUGACCUACAGACCUCCCCCCUACCAACAGGAGCCACCUUGUCAAGGAACACCUCUGCAUGCCAGUGUUGGCUCCACAGCUUUCCUCCUCUCUCUUGCCUCCAUCUUUACCCCUGGCAUUUAAAACCAGUGUCCAUAUGACAUCUUUAAUGGCAUAUGACCAUUUUUUCUCAUGCCUCCCACUGUUGAUGGAAAACAUAGCACUGGCUCAGAGCGCUCCCUGCCAGGCUCAGACUCUCAGCUGGGCAGAGCACUGGAACUUGGAGCUGCCUUUGAAUGCACUCCUGGGAAUUUGGUCCCUUCCCUUGGUGUCUAAGGAGGUUUAGCAUUCAGUGCCUCUUGUGCCUCACCUGUUCCAUGUUAAGCAGCUUUCUCUCUGCACCUCCCAGCCCACUCAGAGCCUGCUGGGAGUGAACCUGACCUAACUGAGGCUGGUGAUGGAAGCUGGUGUUAAUUCCAGGGGUUUUACUCUGAAAACAAGGGAGGGUGAACUCCUGCUUUUGACAGUCUCAUUGCAAAGCUGCCCUAUGACUAAAGCAGGCUUGUGUAGCAGGGCAGAGGGAGGUGGAACUCCACACUAAGGACAGAGUAAGGUGUCCCAGUCUAGUGUCCCACAGCUCAUUCGUAAGUUUUAGUUCACUGUAUAUUGAGACUUGGGAUGUUACUUUUUCUGGUUGCUCUUGGCUGUCAUCCUGUGAACGUUUUUACCUGUUUUCCCUCACUGAUGACUCCCUCCAGACUGACACGUGUGAGUGUGUGAGGACUUGCCUGGCUGUAGACAUGCUCUGAUGUGUGGACUCUGCCUUGUGCUCGUUAAGUGUCCACGGAGUGACUUCAUCCAGGCUGGAGAGCUCCUUUCUACUGACCCCCUGAGCAGGAGGAACUGAGUGCUCAGCACAGCUCACCUGUGCAUCCUGCAGGCAUGGUGCCCAGGUGAGCCAGGUGGGCCCCUUAAACACCAACUUGGCUGCUGCAUUCCACGGACUGCUUUCCUGGGCCACAAGGUUAAAAUAUGUAUACACAUAUAUGCACACAUACAUAUAUAUAAUAGUUUUGGUGGAGGAAGGAGGGAUUUACUUAUAACUGAGAGAGCAGACACAUGACCUAUUUCUUUCAACCUGAACAUGGAAACCCAGCAUAAUAUUUGUUUUCACAAAGCACUGUUCAUAUCCAGAGAGCCUUUUAACUGGCUUUUGUUGCAUAGUAUAACAUCACCUUCUCUUCCCUCUCUUCCUUCUUUCUCUCCAGCACAUAAUCUUCUGUACUAUGAUAUUUUAAAAGAUGAUUGUAUGGUUUAAGUGCUCAGAGAAUUGAAAUUAAAUGGCGGGGGGGAGGUUUAAAACCCUGAGACAGCAGCACAAUAUAUAACCACACGUUUGUACAUACCUAUGUACAUGUUUUAUGUGAAUAAUGCAUACACAGACACAUCUGUGUCUGCACAUGUGCACACUUUUCCUCAGUUGCUACUAUUCCAUCGGGAAUUCUAUUCUAUAUUAAACUCAUAUGCUGGAAACUGCCUUUGUGGCAGGGCUGGUACCAUGGAGCUCUGCAGUGCAAACCUGUUUUCAUGUUGAUGAGCCAGUGUCAGAAAGGCUCUGCUUUUAACUCUGUAGAAAUUCAUUAGCAAGGUGAAAGAAACUCAGUAGAGUGGAAAAGAAUAAAUCUGCAUAUUUAGUCAUUGUAUGUAAA